AAAAAAAAAACCCUAUGAUGUUUCGGUUGUUUCGUUAUUGUCUUCAUCUCUCUUUUAUUUUUUUCUUCUUUCCGUGGUCAUCUUUUCCCGCCAGAAUCAUGCCGGACGAAGGAGUAACUGUCAUAACCACCACCGAUAAACAUAACGUCACCGUCACGUGGCGAGAAUUCACUCGCUUUCUUGAUGCCGGAAAGGGUAGCCAGGUCAGUGGCAUAUCGGAGCUGAAGAAGUACUUUAACCAUUUUGGGUAUCUGUCGAUUCCUGGGAAUGACAGCUUCACGGAUGUCUUUGAUAACGAGUUGGAAUCUGCCGUCGUUCAGUACCAGCAAAAAUUAGGUUUGCAGGUGACGGGGAAACUUGACACUGAUACCAUAUCGACGAUCGUGUCCCCGAGAUGCGGUGUUUCGGAUUCCCCGUUGAAGAUGCACACUACGAAACAUUUUACGUACUUUGAGGGGACGCCAAGGUGGGAAAAACAACCGGCAAACCUAACGUACGCUUUCUCACCGAACAACAUGAUUAAUUACCUAAGUCUAUCGGAUAUCCGGGAGGUUUUCCAGCGUUCUUUUUCGCGGUGGGCGUCAGUGAUUCCGUUGAAUUUCACGGAGAUAAAUGACUAUGAAUCGGCGGACAUCAAAAUCGGGUUUUACGGCGGAGACCAUGGAGACGGGCAGCCGUUUGACGGGGUGCUGGGGGUUUUAGCCCAUGCCUUUUCUCCCGACAACGGAAAGUUCCACCUCGACGCAGCAGAAACGUGGUCCAUUGAUUUUGGCAAGGAGAAGUCAAACGAGGCCAUCGAUUUGGAAUCGGUGGCGACUCAUGAGAUCGGGCAUGUUCUGGGGUUGGGUCAUACCCCGGUGAAGGAAGCCGUGAUGUACCCGAAUUUGAGUCCACGGAUGAAGAAGGUGGACCUAAAGAUAGAUGACGUGGAGGGAAUUCAACAGUUAUAUGGGGCAAACCCGAACUUCAAGAUGAGUUCUUUGUCGGAAUCGGAAAAUUCCUCCAACAUGGGGGUUGGUCUGAAAUUCACCAGCCCAUCAAAGUGGCCUAGUUUGUUGGUUGUGGUAGUCUUGAUUCUUCUGUUAUCAUGAGGCUUUUGUUUUUUUGUUCUUCUUUUUACAGGAGAUUUCUAAUUUUUUUUAAGGUGUAGAAAAACCAUCCACAGUAAAAAAGUAAAAGGGAAGUAGUGAAAGUCGCAAAGGAAUUGUUCAUUUUUUUUUUUAAAGGAAAGUGUAAUAUAGUUCAAGAAUUUUU
Molecule: messenger RNA, 1254 nt
Organism: Rubroshorea leprosula
Lineage: Eukaryota; Viridiplantae; Streptophyta; Magnoliopsida; Malvales; Dipterocarpaceae
Source: the annotation of a GenBank genome assembly